This is a messenger RNA of Dreissena polymorpha, 750 nucleotides long. RefSeq lists its product as uncharacterized. The record is from RefSeq and is a predicted model, not a curated record. NCBI's taxonomy places the organism in Eukaryota, Metazoa, Mollusca, Bivalvia, Myida, Dreissenidae. The coding region runs from base 23 to 643 and encodes 206 amino acids. The transcript has 2 exons.
CUGAAGCAAGAGGAGCAUCAAUAUGUUUGGAAAACUGACGAAAGUAAUGCUUCUGGUGCAAUUAUUUUUGAGAUGUGAAAGCGCAGCAAAGACAUCACAGUUCGUGCGAGUGUCUAACGCGAUACAAAUGCCAUAUGUGGCGAUGUCGAGCUUAUCUGUCAGGGAAUUCUUUGAUUGCGCUGCGCUUUGUCGUGACGACUGUUUCUUUUUGAAGUAUGAGGACAGUGGAUCGGGCUCAGGCACAUGUGACCUGUACAAUCUAAGAGACGCGAACUCGGCACAGCUUAAAUUCGUGAAUGGUUCAAAUCUGUACAAAAAGGUCUAUCCCCCCGCCGAUAUUUUUAUUGGAAUCUUGGAAGAAAAAACAUGGGGCGAUGCGAGAGACUUCUGUCAGAGUCUGGGAAGCAACUUAGCCAUCGCUGACAGCACCGCCAAGGUGGAGAGAAUGUACGGCCUGAUAGGAAGUGUCCCAAGAUUCUGGGUAGGAGGCAAGCUAAAUGGGAUAACCUGGAACUGGCUAAACGGGGCGGUCGUUACGCCCACUCCUAGGUACGAUGGCGACGGAGCGUGUCUUGAGGUGUGGUAUAGACUGUUGACCGAUUGGAAUUGCAAUUUAAACUUAGCGUCAUUUUGUGAAUAUUAGCUUUUAAAACAAGUUUCGAACGCGUGCAAAACAUGACAAUGUGUUAUUGUAAUGAUCAAUCUCAAAAUAAGUUUACUAUAACUUAAUUCUGGUUAUUUUCAAAUAAA